AUGUCGCUUAUUGAGAAUUUGAAUAGGCUAGCUAAGCAACACGUUCCAUUUGAGCGCUCAGUCUUCACAGAUGAGUUUUUAUCCGAUUGGUCUACUGGCUAUAAUAAGUUGAUGGAGCACUACGAUGCAAUUGAAGAAGCAUCUGAGAAGGAAACUUAUCUUUAUAAAGUUUUUACUGAGGCUUUGAUGUUCACUAAUGAAGACUAUAAGAAGUUGAUUGGUGAUAAUUACUCCUCUUUGGCUAGUUUACUAUCAAAGUUAUGUUCCAGAAAUAAUAAGGCGGCUCGUUUGCUUGUCAAUGUUGUAAAUUAUUUUCCAAAGCAAUCUGAAGACGAUUCUAAUCUUAUUGAGUUAGUUAAGGCUAUCGAAGGCAUGCAACUUGAAUUUUCAACGAGUCUCAACGAGAAACUUUUGGCGCAUAAGUGGACGAAAGAACAGUUAUCGCUAUAUAAGAGAAGCUUAAUUUCUGAAAAAUACCAUCUGAAGAAAUAUAACCUGUUAUUUGAGUGUCCUAUCGGGUUUUCUCAGCUGAUCUCUUUACUUAAUGUUGCAUAUAACGACAGGGACCGGUUUCAGUCAUUGGAAUAUUAUUCCUCACAGCUGGUGUUCGUUGCGAGCAAAUAUAGUUUGGAUCCUAUCCGUGUUUUGGACAUUAUAUUGAGGGUCUCUUCCAUAUAUGUGUAUGACCAUCACGAAUUCUUCACUGAAUUAUUGAAACACUCUGAUUAUUGGCCUUUAACACCAUCCGAUCCGUUCGAUUGGAAGAGAUUGAACCAUGGUGGUAAUGUUGUAGCAUCCCGUUUAAUUGCAAACAAGCUCUCCAGUGAGGAAUUUGAUGAUAGAUAUAUGGAUAUGGUGUGUAUAUUGAUAAAGGAAGGUUUUGUUUCGUAUCUCUCUAUUUUGGAGAGCUUGGGUCCAGAUGAUGAGACAGUGGCUAAGUACGUUAAUGAAUACUACCAUGACUUGGAGCAACAAUCUAUGGAGGGUGCUAGUAAUCCAUUGGCUAUGGCUGCAGCCCUACCGGAUGAAGAAGAAGUCUUGGCAGGUAACGGAAUAGAUAGCAAGAAGAGCGAUACAGAAGGUCAAAAGGCUGCUGCAUUAGAAGUAAAGGAGAAAGAGGAAGAGCAGAAGCAAAGAGAAAGGAAGAAUAGACACUUCCAGAUUAAUGAAGUAGGUAAAUGGCGUUUGGUAACUAGUUGUUUAAAUCACGGUCUUUUGAUACCUGCACUAUAUUCCAUAAAAAUGAAUGAAAAAGUUGCGAUAACUAUUGAUGGGCUUGUUGAGGCAUUGAUUAGAGCUUACGAUUUUAUGAUUGAUCCUUGUUACAAAAAAUCUAUCAACACACCGGAAUACAAUGUCACCGCAAAGAUUAAAAUGAAGAUGUCACAUAGCGGCAUACCGAGUAAACAAUGUCGACUUGUUCAGGAACGGAUUUCUCCUAACGUGAACGAGAAAUUUUUACUUGGUGAAAAGUCGACUUUCUACUAUAGUAAGUGGUCAGACAGAUUACCGGUAAUUGCUUCAAUAGAAGAUUUAUUCAGCCAAUCUCACGAGAUUUUGACGUUUGUGGGAACCAGAUUAACCUUACAGCCGCAAGUUAUAACUAAACUAAGCAAAAUUGCUAUUCGCGAUAUUGCGGAUUCAGAAAACUCUGAGGAAUCAAUUGCAAAGUGGAUAGACUUCUUCAGGAAGUUUCUUCUUCCAACUGUGGCCGCUCUAGAGGAUGAUUUUUUUGCAUGUUCGUCUUGCUAUGAUUUAAUGAAGUUGUUCCCAUUUGAAAAAAGGUACUUCAUGUAUAAUGAACUACUCACUAAGAUAUCUGAAGAUAACAUAUUUGUCAAAUUGAACUUUAAUAGGGCUAAGCGCAGAAUAAGAAGUUUAUUAAAAUCGUUAAGUAUUGAUAAUAUUGACGAAAAGGCUAAUGAGGUCGCCCGAGUCAUAUCGAGUAAUCCGCUUGCAACCUUAGAGCCGGUAGUAAACCAAAUUGAGAACUAUGACAAAGUGUCGGAAUUGGUUGUUAUUUCAGCAACAAAGUUUCCUGAUUUUGCAUAUGACGUUUUGCAGUAUAUUCUACUGUUAAAGCUUACUUCUGGGCGUAGUUCUCUGCAAAGUGACGGUAUAAACCAAUGUUCUUGGAUACAAAGGUUGUCCUCAUUUAUUGCAGGACUUGCAAAGGUUUGUCCAAGGAUGGACUUGGAGAAUAUUAUUAUAUUUACAGUCAAGAAUAUGCACAAGGAUUACAAUUUGUCAAUUCCUAUUUUAAAAGAAUUAAUAUCCAGAGUAGGAGGUAUACAAAGUAUCAAUAACAUCAGUUGGAAGCAGUUACAUAUGCUAAACUCAGGACCUGCGUUGCGCAGGGUUGCAAGGUCUUUGAUUCUGGACACCAGACAGGACACCCUAGUUGCUGCGCGUGCAAUCACAAAACUAUUAUUGAAAAUGAAUUGUAUAUCGGAAUUGAUUGUGCUGUUAUGCAACAUUAAUGCUUCUAGCCUGUCUUCUGAUACCCAUUACAAAAUUUUAUCAACAAAAUACGACGAUUCCAAAUCGUUACUAUGGGCAUUUGUUGAAAUGUUGAAAUACACAUUAACCGUUGAUGAGUUCAUUUCCAGCGUUCUACCUUUUGACGAGAUGGUAGCUGAAUAUAAUAUACCAAUUGAGUGGAGUUUUAACAUAUGGAGGGACUGUAUUCAGGAAAGCAAUCAGGAAGGUAAAGAACCUAGCAAAAUAAUUGAUACAGCUCUUGAUAAAACUGAGUUCAAGCAUAUUCCGUUUGCAAAUUUGAACAAGGAACUUUUUACCACAUUCUGGAAACUAUCUUUAUAUGAUGUUCAAUUUAACAAUCAAUUAUAUGACGAGGUCACUGAACAACUAAAAUUGAAACUCUCGAAGGCUAAAUUCCAGCGUGAGAAGAAUGUCUUUAUGACUGAAGUUCAACAGGUUAUGUCUAACUGCCUUACUCACCAGAAAGCGUUCAAAAAUAUGCAAGUAUUGUUGAAAGAAAAGAGAAGCAACUUUGUUCCAGAACUAAAUUCAGAUACAAUUGAAGCAUUUUUCCAGUACUGCGUUCUUCCGAGAACUUUAUUCACAUGUUCGGAUGCUGUUUACAGUGCGUUGUUUAUUAUUGAACUUUUUGGUGUUAAAGAAACUUUUACAAUCUUCAAACUCAUCGUUGAGCGCCGUAUACUUGGAGGGUUGUUAUUCUCUUGCACAGUUGUAGAAUCGGAGAACUUGGGUUUCUUCUUCAACGUUUUAUUGGAUGCAUUUGAAAAGGCAAGGGAAGAAGGCAGUUUUGAUAAUGAUAGCCUUGCGGAGCUAUUUAAGUUGCAUUCGACUAUAAUUACGGACAUGAGGCUAUUAUUAAUGGAAACAAAUUACAUGUCAAUUAGGAAUGCUAUCGAAUUUCUCAACCAAGUGACAACUAUUUUCCCAGUUGUUGAUGACCAUAUUAAAGAAGUGCUAGGUGCUUUAACUGAAAAAUUAGGUGAUGGAGAAAGAGAAGAUAUUAGGCUACCAUGUAACGCGUUGAUCGGUCACCUAAAGAAUCGUUUAAAGUCUGCAUGCAAACCCCAGGAGUUCUAUGAACUUCCUGCUGAAGAAUUGAUGGCCAUCCAAAAUAAAGAAAAAGAGGAUAUGAGAAUAAAGGAAUAUCAAGAUGCACUAGCUAAGGACGCAGAAGCUGAAAAAUUAGAGCAAUCAAAAGCAUUAAAAGAAUCCGCGAAAUCAGCAGAAUCAAACAAACCUAACCGUUACAGCGCAGCGUCCACUGAUGUAGGUAGUGGUAGCGGCACAGAACGAUUACCACCGUCCUCAGAGGGCAGUUCUACAGUUCCAUAUCAAGUUCAGAAAACUUUAGAUGCCAUUGACUCUGUCCACAACCUGAUCACCUCAGCGAAAGUAGAUCAAGUGCCAAAGCUAAUUAGGGAUUUCUUCUUCAAGGACGAGUUGCACAAAGCUCUGAACGAAUAUAACGGUGACGUCGUGUCCUUCAGGAAAAGAAUAACAAACAUUUUGAUGGACUAUUUUUACAGCACUGUCAAGUGGCCUCGUAGUAAUGCUCCUUUCCUUCGCAAGUUGCAAGAUCUUGAAGCGGCCUGUUUAAAGUGUGCAGCUCCUACAUCCAAAGCCAAAUCUAAGGUAACCGCAGACGACUUAUAUGGAGAGGAUGUUCCCACUGCUUCCACCCAUCCUAAAGGCUCCGCCAAUAAACUCGAAAGCAGGCUAUCAACUGCUAACACCUCUGAUACGCCAGUACCUAAAGCUAAAUUGGAAAGGUAUGAUAAGAAGCCAAAGGACAAUACUAGGAGUACUUCUCGCUUUAAAGAUAGUGAAAACAAACCUCAGCAACCUAAAUCUGAAGAAAAGCCGCUCCCAUCUCGAUUCAAUUCUGGUAAGGUACCAAUCGCCACUCCAACACAGCCAUCUGAGUUAGCCGGUCAAAAGGUUCAGAGUAACGCUUUGCGCGACAGGGUAAGUUCAAGGUUCGAAGGAAGACAGGAGCCCAGCAGGAUUUCAGGCCCAAGAGCUGAAACCAGUAGAUUUCCCCAAGCACCCUCAAGGCAGGCAGAUGCAGUCACCGAGAGUAGAUUCCGUAACGCACCAAAAGAGCCUUCUAGGAAACGGCCUGCUUCUGAUUACAGAUAUAACAGUGAUGUGAAACGGCAAAGACAAGCAGACGACAACAAAAGGAAACCUAAUAAAGAAAGACGUUUAGAAAUCCACGCUAACCUUCCACCUGGUCCAAAGAAAGGCGGAGUAAGUAGAUUCAGGUAG
This is a messenger RNA of Eremothecium sinecaudum, 4770 nucleotides long. It is a transcript of the gene THO2, whose product is annotated as Tho2p. The transcript has a single exon. The record is from RefSeq and is a predicted model, not a curated record. Bases 1 to 4770 code for a protein of 1589 amino acids. Gene Ontology annotation, molecular function: mRNA binding. Lineage: Eukaryota; Fungi; Ascomycota; Saccharomycetes; Saccharomycetales; Saccharomycetaceae. Gene Ontology annotation, cellular component: THO complex part of transcription export complex. Gene Ontology annotation, biological process: mRNA processing; mRNA export from nucleus.